GACUGAUUUAUUGCAGCAUACUCUCUGCACUGUAUAGUGUAUACAAAUAAUGACCAGUGUAGGAUGCAGUAUAUCACCAUCAAACAUCUAAGAAGUAAAUAGUAGGUUGCAGGCUUCAUAUCUGCUAUGGCUGGUGCUAGUGGCAUUGAGGCUUCCGCCAUAAGUGUUUUAAAGAAUGCAGUAGAGUUUGAUACUGGUGGUAGAUUUACUGAAGCCUUGGCGUGCUAUAGAGAGGGGAUACAAUUACUAAUGCAAGUAAUGAAAGCUGGACAGUACCAUGAACAAUACCACAUCGCUAAAGGUUCCACUGGUCACAGCUAUAAAACAGUUUUCAGUAAAUUUAUUGACGAGUUUUUAACAGAAGUACAAGUGGAAGAUCCUUACAUCCGAAACACUCAUCAGAUUUACAAUUUUCUUAGGUUCUGUGAAUUGUUGGUGAUACCACCCGCUAGAGUUCGUAAAAUCAGUCUGGUUACUGGUCCUGAUGAGGUGAAUUUUCAACAACAGAAAAGUAGACUCAAUGAAUUGGUGGAAAGUUUAAUGAAAUAUGAAAUUACGCUGGAGAUUAACUACACAACAUCACUACAUGAUAGAGAAAUCAGGUUCAAUAAUGGCUGGAUCAUAAAAAUUGGAAGAGGACUGGAUUAUUUCAAAGCUACAGGAAGAUUUGCUAUUGGAUUCUGUGAUUUUGAUCUCAGAGAAUGCCAUGAGACAACUGUAGAUAUUUUUCACAGCAAACAUACCAAGUCUUCUGCCUCCACAUAAUGAUUCUACAUCACACACGAAAAAAAAAACUAUUACUUCUUGUCCUUGAAAAUUGAAGUAAUACAGUGGUGCAGGUCUCAAACUAUCACACAAUCACGAAAAGCAAAACAUUUUUUUAUUUGGCAUAAUUAACUCUAUGGUCUUUUACACCUUUCCAAAAUAUAUGGCGCCCUCUAGAGCCCAAUAAUGUUUCAUAUCAACAAUCUAACUUGGUUGUAUAGUCGUUCACCAUUCAAAAUGUGGCAAAUGUAUUUUCGAUAAGGUACUGUAUAUAAAAAAUAAAUGCUAGAUAAAUUCUAGUCUUUUUGGAAAGGUGCAUCAGGUUCAAAACAAAUAUUGAAAUUUUUUUUUAAUGAAUUUUUGAAAAGGAAAAAAUCUAAAUAAAAUCGCAAUUUUUAUGAACAUAUUAAAAUUAAACAUUUCAACAACAUUUCUGCAAUUGCCCAGAAACUUCUUUUAUUUUCAGAGCCUUGGUGAUAGAACUUUUGACAGUUUUUGAAAUUGCAACAGGAAUUAUGAAGUCACUUGACAACUCAGAGAACCUGACAGUCACUGCCCACAUUUGUUUGUAUUGUCAAAUAUGCAAUUAAAAAAUGAUGUUAAUAAAUAUAAAUGAUUUUUAAUAUGUUUGAAAAGAUUUUGAAUAAAUGCAAAUCAGUUUUUUAAA
Saccoglossus kowalevskii is the source of this 1432-nucleotide messenger RNA. RefSeq names its product MIT domain-containing protein 1-like. Gene Ontology annotation, biological process: midbody abscission. Gene Ontology annotation, cellular component: midbody. The record is from RefSeq and is a predicted model, not a curated record. NCBI's taxonomy places the organism in Eukaryota, Metazoa, Hemichordata, Enteropneusta, Harrimaniidae.